Molecule: messenger RNA, 2887 nt
Organism: Microcebus murinus (gray mouse lemur)
Lineage: Eukaryota; Metazoa; Chordata; Mammalia; Primates; Cheirogaleidae
Source: RefSeq, a predicted model, not a curated record
CUGUUACAUAGUGAUGAGUGGAGAGGAAGAGGUCUCAAAACUUUUUAACUUUCUACUCUGUGCUUAUCACUGCUAGACAUUCUCCUAACUCACUGAAUCCUCACAACCCUGUAAGGUAUUUACUCUUCCCCUUUUGCAUAUUAGAAAAUGGAGGCUUAGGAUAAUAGGCUGAGUGACACUUGCCCAAGGCCACUCAGCUAACCCUGGACCUAUUUGACCCCUACCACCUGGUUCCACUUCCCCUACCAUCUGCAUCUCUUUGGUGCAGGUUCUAGCUUGCUGAGGGGGAACACCUGCUUAGUUCUGGGGAACAUGUAUAGGGAACAGAGCAGCCUGAGUGAGCAAGCAUGGGGCCCUCCUGGCUAACGGAAUCCUUGGGUCCAGCUAGAGUACCAUCUCUGGGCCUCUCUCCCUCUGCUUCCCUUGCUAACCCAGAACAUGCUGAUAGCUCUAUCCUGUAGACAAAUGCAUUUCUUUCCUGUAUGCCUGUGCAAGUCCGCUAUGCAUGCUAGUCAGCAGCCAGUGUUUGCUAGCAGUUUGCUUCAGUUCUGGGGCUCACUCUGGGUUUACUUAUAUUUUAUAUGUAUACCUCAUGUGUGGAAAUGGCUGGCUUGGAAUGGGAGCAGAGCUGUGGGGAAGAUGCUCAGCAGCAAUGGGAGGAGAAAAGGAGCUACAAGCCAGAAGCUGCAAGGGAAUUCAGGGGUCAUCUUUGCCAUCCCCCUACCUCCUGACAGGACUGCACCUGAGGGAGAACAACAUUUCAAAGGAUAAUACUGGACAAUCUAGAGUAUUCCUUGCAGCUUUGGGAGGGAAUGAAGGAUGGCAGCACGCCGUGCAUUAAAAGCUGUUUUGGUAGAUCUCAGUGGCACACUUCACAUUGAAGAUGCAGCUGUGCCAGGCUCACAGGAAGCUCUUAAAAGGUUGCGUGGUACUUCUGUAAUAGUUAGGUUUGUGACCAAUACAACUAAAGAGAGCAAGCAAGACCUGUUGGAAAGGUUGAGAAAAUUGGAGUUUGAUAUCUCUGAAGAUGAAAUAUUCACAUCUCUGACUGCAGCCAGAAGUUUAGUAGAACAGAAACAAGUCAGACCCAUGCUGCUGGUUGAUGAUCGGGCACUACCUGAUUUCAAAGGAAUACAAACAAGUGAUCCUAAUGCUGUGGUCGUAGGAUUGGCUCCAGAACAUUUUCAUUAUGAAAUUCUGAAUCAAGCAUUCCGGUUACUCCUGGAUGGGGCACCUCUGAUAGCAAUCCACAAGGCCAGGUAUUACAAGAGGAAAGAUGGCUUAGCCCUGGGGCCUGGACCAUUUGUGACUGCUUUAGAGUAUGCCACAGACACCAAAGCCACAGUGGUGGGAAAGCCAGAGAGGACAUUCUUUUUGGAAGCAUUGCGGGGAACUGGCUGUGAACCUGAGGAGGCCGUCAUGAUAGGAGAUGAUUCCAGGGACGAUGUUGGUGGGGCUCAGAAUGCCGGCAUGCUGGGCAUCUUAGUGAAAACUGGGAAAUAUCGAGCAGCAGAUGAAGAAAAAAUUAAUCCACCUCCUUACUUAACUUGUGAGAGCUUUCCUCAUGCUGUGGACCACAUUCUGCAGCAUCUACUGUGAACCAUUAUGUGCAUCUGAAGCAACUUGAGACGCAGCUUUUUAUUGUCUGGAAUGAAUCCCUUACCAACUCAAUGCCAGCAUCGACAGACACAUACCACUCAGUGCUGAUCGUGUUUUAACCCUCCUUUAUUGUGCAUUAAUUAGAAAGAAAGGUAUUAAAUUGCAGCCAGCAACUAAGCCUCACUAAUCCCUUUUGUUUUAUUUUGUAAUAGAAGAUGAGAUCCAAAGAAAGGGAAAGCUGAGAUUUUGUGCCAUCCCUUUUAAAAUAUUCAUCAGGGUAGGCAGGCCUGGAAGGGAGACGCUACUACAGGGGCGAGUGUUCUCUGCUGUCUCCUCACUGGGAAACGGGCGGGGAGGGGGGAAUUCAGACUGUGAGUAAAGUUGAAUGGUGGUUUUUAAAUUAUAAAGUUAUACAUUAAAAGGUCCAUUCGGCUGUAGUUUUAAUAUCAAGUUCAACUGUGAAAUCCAUCAGAAGUGCCAAGCAGAAUAUAAGACAUAAGCAGCAAAGCGAAUUGUCCUUUCGCCCAAGUGAGACAGUGAAUUUGCUUUAACAGAUGUUGAAAACUAGAUUUUCUACUGUAUUCCCAGCACGGGUGACUUCUUUUCUCUUCAUUAGCCAGAGAUGACUAAUUUAAAUUUAGAACCGGAUUUUAAUUUAAAAUAAUAUUUCCAUUAAUAACCUAUUCAUUGCAGAUACCUAUUAUACUGUGUAACAGUUGUUUUGGAAAUUUUAUGUAAAAUUAAAACUAUCAGUAUUUUACAGAUGUUUUAAUUAGACAUUGUUAUUAACAGGAACAGUGCAGAAACUAAAAUCAAGCCUUUAAUGUCUUAUAGACCAUGCAUUUUUGAAGUUAGGGUCCACCAGGGUCCUAUUAACUGUACAUUUGCAAGAUUUCAUUAUUUUUGCCUCUGACACUCUGGGAAAAAUCUUUUAGAAGCUAUUGGGACAGAUUCAAGCUUUUAUGUACUUGGUUGCCACAGCUGUAAAAUGAAAUCUCGUCUUGGAGCAUGGAUUAUUCUUCUCAUGUUAAACCCACCAAAAUGAAGGGGACUAAGUAGGUAAUGAUUUUCCUAGUGCAUUUGCAUACUGUGAUAAUCCUGGGCCUUCGCAAUUGUUUCACAGGGCUCUUGGGCAUUGAAUUAUUAGAAUGUAAUUGUACAUGAUUGUAGUGUUCACCUUAUUGAAACUCACGCUGAUGUUAAUGAGCUUCGGGUUUUGAUGCUUGUUUAGAGAUCAGCUUGGUCUUAGAUGGAAGGGAGGAAAGCUAAAUAAAUGGUAGUUUGGUGA